CAUUUUUUUUAUAAAAAAAAUAUGGGUAAGUUCCCUAAACUCAUAUUAAUGAAAUUCGUUCUGCGUCCCUCUCCAUUUCAAUUAAAGAUGACAGAAAAGAUAAACCUUACACACCCACCACAUUUACUUGAUUCUUUUAAAGCACUACUCGGGACACUUAUUGGAGCGCUCACAUGCAUGCAACCAUCUUAUAACACCCGCCAGUUCUGUAACCAUCCUAUGGCAUAAUCCAACCACCGGAAGCCAUGGACUGGUACUCCUGGUUAUCCAAAACUGGCCUCGAGAUCUCACUUGUCUAUAAGUACGCCCUUGCCUUUUCUGGCAACGAGCUCCAAAGAGAGGAUUUACCAUACUUCAACCAUGAGUUCCUUCAGAGCAUGGGCAUCUCCGUUGCCAAACACAGGCUGGUGAUCCUCAAGCUCGCUAGGAAAGAAGUUAGGGAGGCCCCUAAUGGCUUGUCAAAGCUCAUAUUAGCAAUCGUCAAAAGUAGAAAGUGCUUCAACAGGUACGUUAACAAGUUGGUUCACCACGAGACAGCAAAGGCGCUGCCGCUGCCGGCACCGGAGCCGGUUUCGUAUAAAGAUAAGUGGAGAGAAGCAUUGUCGAAGAGGAACAAGGAGAUGAAGAUUGAGCAUCAUCCACUGCAGAAAACCAGGACGAUAGCGAAAUCGGGUCCCUUGGAUUAUAGAGGACAGGAGAAGUUGCUGGUGACUCCUAGGAGCUUGAAAUUAUCAGGGCCACUGGACAGGAAAUUGCAGGAGAGGUUGGUGUUCAGCUAUAAGAGCCCGAUCAUAUCUGGUUCCGUUGAUGUUGCAAUGGCGCAUGAGAGGUUGAUGGUGGCAAAUAGGAGCCCGUGCCCCAAGGUCCAUGGUGAUCACAACAACAAGGACUUGGUUGAACAUACAUUUUGGGAAACACUGUUUCAGGACAUGAAACCUACUUGAUUUACACACAUGUAUAUUUUCCUGUGUGUUUUGGUGUUUGCAAAGGUGAGAGAUUUGGUAAUACACAAGGUUCUUCUACAGUUUUCCUACCAUCAAUAAGCAUGUCAUUGCCCAUUGUUUGAUAAUA
This is a messenger RNA of Hibiscus syriacus, 1071 nucleotides long. RefSeq lists its product as uncharacterized. The transcript has a single exon. The record is from RefSeq and is a predicted model, not a curated record. Gene Ontology annotation, molecular function: protein binding. Lineage: Eukaryota; Viridiplantae; Streptophyta; Magnoliopsida; Malvales; Malvaceae. Bases 246 to 944 code for a protein of 232 amino acids.